AUGACAACAAUAUUCCUUAUACUAAGAGUGAAAGGCGUCGAGUACUUCCAAAAUCAUAUUGGUAUUAUGCAAGAAGAAGUGCGAGAGUAUGUGAACAAUUGUGAAGCAUGUGCAAUUAAUGCAUCAAUCAAAGAAAAAACCGAUAUAACUCCGGUUGUUUCCAUGACGGUCCCGAUGAAGAAUAAAGAAGCGGCGACCGUUGCUAAUUAUCUGGUCAAGGACGUGUUCAAGAUUCCGAGACUGCCGCAAAUUUUACAAAGAGAUAAUGCACGGCUGUCCUCGCCACCACAAUCACAAGGACAAGUUGAGAGGCUCAAUCAAACGAUUGGACGUGGGUUUACAAAGCUAUUAUGGGAUAGUAACAAUCAGUUGUAG
This is a messenger RNA of Paraglomus brasilianum, 375 nucleotides long. NCBI's taxonomy places the organism in Eukaryota, Fungi, Glomeromycota, Glomeromycetes, Paraglomerales, Paraglomeraceae. The record is from the annotation of a GenBank genome assembly.